Messenger RNA from Morone saxatilis (striped sea-bass), 1502 nucleotides. It is a transcript of the gene ido1, whose product is annotated as indoleamine 2,3-dioxygenase 1. Gene Ontology annotation, cellular component: cytoplasm. The coding region runs from base 146 to 1390 and encodes 414 amino acids. Gene Ontology annotation, molecular function: heme binding; metal ion binding; L-tryptophan 2,3-dioxygenase activity. The transcript has 10 exons. Gene Ontology annotation, biological process: 'de novo' NAD+ biosynthetic process from L-tryptophan. Lineage: Eukaryota; Metazoa; Chordata; Actinopteri; Moronidae. The record is from RefSeq and is a predicted model, not a curated record.
AUAAAUGUUAUGUAAGCAACUGUAAACAUUAUUGACAAAAGCUUCAAAGUGAACUCUGUGCCGGAGUCCAGACAGGUCGGGGUCUCUUGAACCAUUCAGAUAGUCAGAGGAUUGUUGCUGUUUGUGGGUUUCUGUCACAUUCUCUAUGGCUGCUGCCGAAUCGGACUGCAAAGCUCUUUUCUCUCUGGACUCCUACCAUGUCUCUGAAGAGCUUGGCUUCAUCCUCCCUGAUCCUCUGGAAGAGCUUCCGCCUUACUACCAGCCAUGGAUGGAUAUUGCCCUGCGAGUCCCAGAGCUUGUGCACUCUCAUGAACUCCGCUUCCGUAUUAACAAGAUGCCACUGCUGAGCAGCCAAUUUCUGCAGAAACACCGGGAGUUACGGCUGGCACACCUUGCCCUCAGCGCGAUGACCAUGGGCUACACAUGGCAGGAGGGAGAGAACAACACAGUUGAGAUGCUACCACAUAACCUGGCUGUCCCGUACUGGGAGGUGUCACAGCGCUUAGGACUUCCCCCAAUCCUCACCCAUGCAGAUGCAGUGCUGGCUAACUGGAGGAAGAAGGAUCCGGAGGGGCCUUUUGACAUGGAGAACCUGGAGCUGCUGGUCAGCCUCCCAGGUGGAGAUAGUGUCCGAGGUUUCUUUAUGGUUACUCUGCUGGUGGAGCUGGCAGCAGUGCCUGCACUGAGGAACAUUCCUACUGUGAUCAAUGGUGUCAGGUGUGGUGACACUGAGGCUGUGGCAAGAGCUCUAGAGGAGAUCAGCCAGUCUAUACAGGACAUGACAGAUGCACUCAAACUGAUGCAUGUGUACGUGGAGCCUUCAGUCUUUUAUGGCAUUAUGAGGAUCUACCUGUCUGGGUGGAAAGACAAUACCUGUAUGCCAAGGGGGCUGGUCUAUGAAGGGGUCCAGACAGAGCCAAUGGAGUAUUCAGGUGGGAGUGCUGCACAAAGCAGCCUGCUGCACUGCUUUGAUGAACUUCUGGGAGUCAAACAUAAAGCAAGUAGUGGUGCCUUUCUAACCCGCAUGAGGAACUACAUGCCACCUGCUCACAAAAAGCUGAUCCAGGACAUCUCAUUGCAACCCUCCCUAAAGAGUUUUGUCCAGCAGCAGUCCAGUGCGCGGCUAACCCAGGCCUUUCAGCACUGUGUCACAAAACUGUUGGCUUUGCGCAGCUACCACAUCAACAUUGUCAGCCGCUAUAUCACUGUACCUGCUGCCCGCGCCCGACAACUUCGUGACCACAGCCAGGACUCAAAGGAGGAGAUGAUCAGUAGAGCACCCACAGCAUUAGAGGAGAGGGGCACCGGUGGCUCUGGCAUCAUGACCUUCCUUAAGACUGUGAGGGACCAAACAAAAGACGCCUUCCUGCCUGAGACAAACAGCAAAUGAAACACCACAGCUGAUGUUAAGUGUCAUCGCUCAAGAUGCACAGAAAACUGUCAACUGCAUCGCAUAAACAGGCAGUAAAUCACCUCUGACUACUUAACAUACUAUUUUAUAU